This is a messenger RNA of Truncatella angustata, 1356 nucleotides long. Its product is annotated as ornithine decarboxylase. NCBI's taxonomy places the organism in Eukaryota, Fungi, Ascomycota, Sordariomycetes, Amphisphaeriales, Sporocadaceae. Gene Ontology annotation, molecular function: ornithine decarboxylase activity. The record is from RefSeq and is a predicted model, not a curated record. The transcript has 2 exons. Bases 1 to 1356 code for a protein of 451 amino acids. Gene Ontology annotation, cellular component: cytoplasm.
AUGGUUAUGGCAACAGUCGCUGUCGAGCAUAUCGCACCGGUUAUAUUUAAUAAUAACCACAAUAAUUUUGCUCACGUCAGGAAGAGUUCCUUCUUUGACCCACAGCAGAAUGGCGCUUUGUUUGCCAAACUCAUGAUUGGCGAUGCCCUCCGCCGACGUGUGGAGAGUAUCGAUCAUGAAUCUUGUGAUCCAGGAGAUGAAGAUACGUUCUUCGUGGGCGAUCUCGGCGAGGUCUAUCGCCAGCAUAUGCGAUGGAAGAAGAACCUCCCACGUGUGAAGCCCUUCUAUGCCGUCAAGUGCAACCCUGACCCUCAGGUCAUAAAGCUUCUCGCGGGUUUAGGCACUGGCUUUGAUUGUGCUUCCAAGGCUGAAAUCGAACAAGUCUUGAACAUGGGCGUCGAUCCCUCGCGCAUUAUUUAUGCGCAGCCAUGCAAGACCAACUCCUAUGUGCGCUAUGUCGCCAACCAGGGCGUCAAACAGAUGACAUUCGACAAUGCUGAUGAACUGCGCAAGAUCGCUAAGCUUUAUCCUGGCGCCGAACUCUUCCUGCGCAUCUUGACCGAUGACUCCUCCAGUCUGUGCCGCUUGAGUUUGAAAUUUGGUGCCUCCCUCGACUCUACAGAUGAGCUACUGGCACUUGCACGUGAUUUGGGCCUCAAUGUGGUUGGAGUCAGUUUCCACGUCGGCUCUGGUGCUUCGGACCCUCUAGCCUUCCUCAAGGCUGUCCAAGACGCUGCCCAUGUCUUCAAGCAAGCUGCCGCUUACGGGUACGACUUGAAGACGCUUGAUGUUGGAGGCGGUUUCUGUGGCGAGUCCUUUGAGGCCAUGGCUCAUGUCCUUCGUGAGGCUCUGGACCAGUACUUCCCGCCCACCAUCGAUAUUAUCGCUGAGCCCGGUCGAUACUAUGUUGCGACAGCCUUCACCAUUGCCUGCAACAUUAUUGCCCGUCGUACCAUUGAGGAUCCCACCACUGGUGAGGCUAGCUACAUGGCUUACGUCAAUGACGGCUUAUACGGCAACUUCAGCAGCAUUAUGUUCGAUCACCAGCAUCCAGUUGCCAAGGUCCUACGUACCGGAGGCCAGACUUUGUACAACACGCCUUUUGCAGAGGCUUGUCCCGCAGGCACCAAUGGAGGCAUCGAGUACUCCAUUUGGGGCCCUACUUGUGACGGAAUCGAUCGUAUCACCGAUAGCAUCCGUUUCGACCAAGAACUUGAUGUUGGCGACUGGUUCUAUUUUGAGGAUAUGGGUGCUUACACCAAGUGCUCUGCCACCAAGUUCAACGGCUUCUCUGAUGCUCACGACGUCAUAUACGUCUGCAGCGAGCCUGGUGCUAGAGCCCUGAUGGGAAUGUAA